Molecule: messenger RNA, 809 nt
Organism: Apis florea (little honeybee)
Lineage: Eukaryota; Metazoa; Arthropoda; Insecta; Hymenoptera; Apidae
Product: lachesin
Cellular component (GO): neuron projection
Source: RefSeq, a predicted model, not a curated record
AAAUUAAGAUUGGUUUCGACAGAUCAUCACGAGGGAAGGAUCACGUAUCUAUAAUCGGCGGUUUAGCUGAAGCGGCGCAAAGUUCAGGCGCCGGUAACAGCUUUAAAGGAUCGUUCGGAUGUUGGAAAAAGUUAUCGCAUUAUUUAUCGAUGUGUCUGUUCAUACCAGUGCUACUCUGGCCGCGGUGAAGAAGGCAUCCGCUGUUGGUCACUGCUAAACUGAGUGCCGGAUAAUUUUGUGCCAAAAGACAACAAAUAAAAGCAAGAAUGUUGUGAACGUGUGUGUUUGAGCGUAAUACAAAUCAAAGAGAGAGUAUUUGCAAUUCUAAACGAAAAAAAAAAUUCGAAUUAUUUGAACGUGUGUGUGAAUGAUAGAGAGAGAGAGAGAAAGAGAGAGAGGAGAGAGAAUGACGAACCAAAGAGAAAGAGAAAAAAAUAAAAAUCUGGAGGUUCGUGUUCUCCACAUCUUCCUAUUCCCCCUUUCCUACUUUCAAAUGUUGAAAACAUUUUUAGAUCAAUGGAUGUUGUCAAUGUAUGCGCCCAUUUAGAUUUGCAAAUUCAUUUUGCUAAAUGUCGAUUUACAAAAUCGAUGGAUCGAUGGAAAGACGCACCGCAAAAUAAAUAAUAUUAAAAAAAAAUACAAGACUUGGAAACGCUGAAGCAGCUUGGCCCUUCCUAAUAAUGCUUUAAUGAGACGUUGAUAAUAAAUACAUUUCACAAUCAUCUUAUCAUUGGUAUCAGCGUUGCGGAUAUUUAGACGUCAGGAAAUUCGAUGUUUCGAAAUAAAAAUAUGCGAUCGAACGUUGUAUA